Molecule: messenger RNA, 4337 nt
Organism: Chaetomium strumarium
Lineage: Eukaryota; Fungi; Ascomycota; Sordariomycetes; Sordariales; Chaetomiaceae
Exons: 3
Coding region: 126-4088 (1320 amino acids)
Biological process (GO): transmembrane transport; intracellular calcium ion homeostasis
Cellular component (GO): endoplasmic reticulum membrane
Molecular function (GO): ATP hydrolysis activity; ATP binding; ATPase-coupled monoatomic cation transmembrane transporter activity
Source: RefSeq, a predicted model, not a curated record
AUCUCGUUCUUUUCCAUCCUCGACUUUUUCGUUCCAUCAGCGCCGCCUUUUGUUCUGACUCGGCCGCUGCCUUCCAUGACGGCACGGUAGACGACGUUUCUGUGUUUCCUUCUGACCGACCAGCCAUGGCGCCGCUCGUCGACAACCCGCAGAUCAAGAGCGCCGAGCUGCUGCGGCCGCUGCCGCUCUAUCAGCAUGCCUACGUCUGGCCCUUCGCCAUAAUCUGGCCCGUCUUCCUGCGCUACUACCUCAGCGCCGAGCUGUACGACAGGUACAUCCAGGCCCAGGAAUGGACGUUCGUCUGGGUCGGCAGCAUCAUUACCGUCCAGACGCUGGUCUGGUUGUGCACCCAUUGGAGCGUCGACCUCAACGCCGCCUUCACAGCCAAGAAGGCGCGCUCUGUCGAGGAUGCCCGGCUGAUUAAGGUUAUCCCCAUUGCCAACGCCGGCACUGCGGAUAUCUGCAAACUUGAGCGUGACAAGGUCGGAGACAAGACGAACAUCUCCUUCCUCUUUCAGAAGCGCCGAUUCCUCUACAACCCCGAGGCCAAGUCGUUCCGUACCCUGGAAUAUGACAUCGAUGCCGAACCGAGGCCGAAGUUGGAGAAGUUCCAGAAGUCCAAGGGCAUCACGAGCGCAGCCGAGCUGCAGCGCCUCGAGCAACACUAUGGCACUAACACGUUCGACAUUCCCGUCCCUACCUUCACCGAGCUCUUCAAGGAACAUGCGGUCGCGCCUUUCUUUGUGUUCCAGAUCUUCUGCGUCGGCCUGUGGCUGCUCGAUGAGUACUGGUACUACUCGCUGUUCACCCUCUUUAUGCUCGUUAUGUUCGAGAGUACCGUCGUGUGGCAGCGCCAGCGGACCUUGACCGAGUUCCGCAGCAUGAGCAUCCAGCCGUACGACAUCUACGUCUUCCGCCAAGGCAAGUGGACUGAGAUCAAGAGCGACAAGCUGUUGCCGGGCGACCUGGUGUCCGUCACGAGGACCAAGGAGGAUAGCGGUGUGGCCUGCGACAUGCUGUUGGUGGAGGGGACUGCCAUCGUGAACGAGGCCAUGUUGUCUGGCGAGAGCACCCCUCUUCUGAAGGAUUCCAUCCAGCUUCGGCCAGGGGAUGUGCCGAUCGACACGGACGGCCUGGACAAGAACUCGUUCCUGUGGGGUGGCACCAAGGUGCUCCAGAUCACCCAUGGCAACGUCGAAGGGGAGAGGCCAAAGGUGGCGUCUGGCGUUCCUGCGCCGCCGGAUGACGGCGCCAUGGCCAUUGUGACCAAGACUGGCUUCGAGACAUCGCAGGGCAGCCUUGUGCGGACCAUGAUCUACUCGACCGAGCGUGUAUCAGCCAACAACGCCGAAGCGCUUUGGUUUAUCUUGUUCCUUCUGGUCUUCGCUCUGGCUGCUUCCUGGUACGUGUGGGACGAGGGUGUCCGCAAGGAUCGCAAGCGCUCCAAGCUGCUGCUGGACUGUAUCCUUAUCGUUACGAGCGUGGUGCCGCCCGAGCUGCCUAUGGAGCUCAGCUUGGCCGUCAACACCAGCUUGGCUGCCCUCUCCAAAUUCGCCAUCUUCUGCACCGAACCGUUCAGGAUUCCAUUCGCGGGCCGUAUCGAUGUGGCCUGCUUCGACAAGACCGGAACGCUGACCGGGGAGGACCUCGUUGUGGAGGGAAUUGCAGGUCUCGGUCUUGGCCACUCGGGCACGGACACGCCUCGCGAAUCCGAUGGGGCCCAUAGCAAUAUGAGCAAGGUGGAUGAGGCUGGCAUGGAAACCAUCCUGGUUCUUGCUACUGCCCAUGCAUUGGUUAAACUCGAUGAGGGUGACAUUGUCGGCGAUCCCAUGGAGAAGGCUACGCUCAACGCGCUUGGCUGGAGUCUCGGAAAGAAUGACACAUUGACGAGCAAGCCCGGGAAGGCUUCUUCUACGGGGAUUUCGGGCACUGUCCAGAUCAAGCGUCGGUUCCAAUUCUCGUCUGCGCUGAAGCGCCAGAGUUCCGUCGCGAGCAUCAACGCCACCGACGCCAAGACGGGUAAGAAGCUGAGAGGCACGUUCGUUGCGGUCAAGGGUGCGCCCGAGACGAUCAUGAAGAUGCUGGUUACGAUUCCGAAGGAUUACGAGGAGACGUUCAAGUAUUUCACUCGUCGCGGUUCCCGUGUUUUGGCCCUGGCGUACAAGCAGCUCACCACCGAGGGCGAACUGGGCGCGAGCAGGAUUCUGGACCUCAAGCGCGAGAACGUUGAGGCCGAUUUGACUUUUGCCGGCUUUUUAGUCCUCCAGUGUCCGCUUAAGGAAGACGCCAAGGAGGCCGUCCGGAUGCUGAAUGAGAGCAGCCACCGCGUGGUUAUGAUCACUGGCGACAACCCACUCACGGCCGUCCACGUUGCGAAGGAAGUCGAGAUCGUUGAUCGAGAUGUCCUCAUCUUGGAUGCUCCCGAGCACAGCGUCCAUGGCGAGGAGUCCCUUAUCUGGCGUAGUGUUGACGAUAAAGUCCAUAUCGACGUCGAUCCUACGAAGCCUAUCGACCCCGAGAUUAUCAAGACAAAGGAUCUGUGUGUUACCGGCUACGCCCUGAGCAAGUUCAAGGGGCAGGUCGGCUGGAAGACGCUUCUGCGGUAUACCUGGGUGUAUGCCCGCGUCUCCCCGAAGCAGAAGGAGGACAUCCUGCUCGGCUUGAAGGAUAUGGGAUACUUCACUCUCAUGGCCGGAGACGGCACCAACGACGUCGGCGCUCUCAAGCAGGCCCACAUCGGUGUUGCUCUGUUGAACGGCACCCAGGAAGACCUCACUCGCAUUGCUGAGCAUGCUCGGAAUACCAAGAUGAAGGACCUCUACCAGAAGCAGGUCAGCUUGAUGCAGCGCUGGGGCCAGCCGGCCCCUCCGGUCCCUGCCAUGAUCGCCCACCUCUACCCACCUGGACCCUCCAACCCGCACUACGAGAAGGCGAUGGAGCGGGAGGCGCAAAGGAAGGGCGUCACAGUCGAACAGCUGGCCAAGGCCAACGGCACCGCCCCCAGCAUGGAGACGGUGACGUCUCCGGCCGCCCAGAAGCUGAUCGACUCGGACCCGCGCAAGGCCAAGCAGGCCGAAGCGGCCAAGAAGGCGGCCGGCUUUGCCGACAAGCUGACACAGUCGAUGAUGGACGCCGAGAUGGACGAUGAGCCGCCCACACUGAAGCUGGGCGAUGCCUCCGUCGCGGCGCCUUUCACCUCCAAGCUCCGCAACGUCGUCGCCAUCCCGAACAUCAUCCGCCAAGGCCGCUGCACGCUGGUGGCAACUAUUCAGAUGUACAAGAUUCUGGCUCUGAACUGCCUUAUUAGCGCAUACAGCUUGAGCGUCUUGUACCUGGAGGGCAUCAAGUUUGGCGACGGGCAGAUCACCAUCAGCGGCAUGCUCAUGAGCGUGUGUUUCCUGUCGCUGUCACGCGCCCGCACGGUCGAGGGCCUGUCCAAGGAGCGACCGCAGCCGAACAUCUUCAACUUCUACAUCAUUGGGUCCAUCCUGGGCCAGUUUGCGGUGCACGUGGCCACUCUGAUCUACAUUGCCCAGUACUGCGAGCAGCUUGAACCCCGCUCCGAAGCGCCUGACCUUGAAGCCGAGUUUCAGCCCUCGCUCCUCAACUCGGCCGUCUACCUGCUGCAGCUCAUCCAGCAGAUCUCGACCUUCGCCGUCAACUACCAGGGCCGCCCCUUCCGCGAGUCGCUGUCCGAGAACAAGGGCAUGUUCUACGGUAUCCUGGGCGUCACGGGCAUCGCCUUCGCCUGCUCCACGGAGUUGAUCCCGGAGCUCAACGAGGCCAUGAAGCUGGUCCCGUUCAAGGACGAGUUCCGCACCACCAUCACGACCAUGAUGGUCCUCGACUACGCGGCCUGCUAUGUGAUUGAGGUCGUGCUCAAGUACCUGUUCAGCGACCUCAAGGCGCGGGAUAUUGCUGAGCGGCGCCCCGAGCAGCUCGAGCGGGAGCGGAAGAGGAAGGCGGAGGAGCUGAGGCUGCGGGAGAUCGAAGAGGAGAGGAAGCAGGCGGAGAAGGUGGCCGAGUUUGAGAGGCGCGUCGAGGCGAGGAAGGAGGCUCUGCGCGCCAGGUUUAACAGUGCGAAUUGAUCAAAGAGUCCGAUAAUAGGAUAGAAUGUAUGUAAACCCAAGUAGAGUGGGGUGAUGUUAUCAUAUUAUUAGAUGGUCUGGAUAUAGUAGACAGAUAAGGGUGUCUCCUUGCUUGUGUACUGUUAUGGUACGACUCAGCCGGGAUACCUAGAUGAGGUGACAUAAACAGGACGCACAUGAACCAGGGUACAGCAGGGUGGCUGUCAUCCGCGGGGUUCCACUGGGAUGGUUGAUCGAACACAUUGAUAU